Phialemonium atrogriseum is the source of this 1365-nucleotide messenger RNA. RefSeq names its product RNA polymerase II transcription factor SIII subunit A-domain-containing protein. The transcript has a single exon. NCBI's taxonomy places the organism in Eukaryota, Fungi, Ascomycota, Sordariomycetes, Cephalothecales, Cephalothecaceae. The record is from RefSeq and is a predicted model, not a curated record. Gene Ontology annotation, biological process: transcription elongation by RNA polymerase II. The coding region runs from base 1 to 1365 and encodes 454 amino acids. Gene Ontology annotation, cellular component: nucleus; elongin complex.
AUGCCUCCCAAAUCGCUCGUCCAGCUUUGCACGAAGGCCUGCAUCAAGAAUGUCGCCAUGAUAACAGAUCUGGGAGACAUGCCCAACAACAGGGCCCGCCCGAUUCUCCUCAAGGUUGAAAGUGGUACUCAGCUUCACGAAAUCGAGAUGAAUUGCCCUCAUCUCGCCAUCGACACACCCGAGGUCUGGAAGCGGCUCAUAGCAAGGCACUUCCCCUUGUGGGAAAAGAAAAACUACGUCCCCAAGAACCCCUCAUCUUGGUACAAAGUCUACGCACGAUACAAGAAGGAACACGACGAGGAGCUGGCAGAGGCCGAGGCGCGCCUGAAGAAUGCUUUUGCUACACUCGAGACCCAGAAGGAGGCCAGGAAGAGCAAGAUUGUUGAACAGCGGUUCCUCCCUCGGCCUCCCAGAGAUGGGCGUGCAGUCGGUGGCCGACGCACCGGCGGCGGCGCGGAUCUUCCUAGCCAUCUUUCGUUCGGUGGCGGAUCGCGGACUAGGCUGACGGACGGCCAGAGCUUCUUGAAGAAGGCCAGGAGAGAAGCUCUCGAGGUUGCAAGCAGGAGAGCUCUCUCCACACCCACUGGCCAACUACCCGUUCGCCCUGGCCAGAUCCAAAAGGCCCCGGAGGGUAUGGUUAACGAGCAUCGGAUUAAGCAGCAACCCGAAAUUCGCAUCCUUGUUCCGAGAUCUAAGCCGAAGCUCUCUGCGGAGGACCUGGAGCGAAAGGAGAGAGAAGGGCGCUUGUUGAGGCUUAAGAACUUGUCUUCUGGCCGCACUCCACAGGUUGUGUCAGACUCGGAGGAUGAAGGAGAUGGGCCCGACUUGGCCGACCUCUUUGAAGAUGAGGACGAAGAGGAGCCCAGGCCGACCUCUUCCAGGAAAGCAGCAGUUGCAAGUGCUGCUUCUUCAGUCUCGGCCUCUACGCCGAAAAAGAAGCCGAUCUUAUUGCCCCAAAGUAGGAAGAACGCUGGCCUGCUAUCCAACGCCCACCGACUUGAUGGGCAGAGACGGAACGCCUACUCUCCCCCGGGGUCCUCACCGCAGGCCAGCCCAUCCCCGCCUCUCAAGCCGCAGAAGUCUGACUCAAGACAUGCGCAGCCGGCGAGUGGUCGAACAACUGGCCUGCUCUUAAACUCUUCACGCCCCGAGUCACAGAGGCAGAUUGCUCGGCCACCCCCCAACAAAGCUAUCGUCGACCCCGUCAAGCCGCCCACAGGCACCAGCCUCUCCCCUCCCCCUAACUCUCACCCGGGCCAGUCAAGCGCAUCGGUUCCAGCUAAUAGCUCGAAUCCAGCGCUGCGGAAGAGAAAACCGGCGGUAGAUAUCUUCAUGCGGCGGCCGAAGAAGAUCCCGCGCCAAUGA